Molecule: messenger RNA, 4444 nt
Organism: Myxocyprinus asiaticus (Chinese sucker)
Lineage: Eukaryota; Metazoa; Chordata; Actinopteri; Cypriniformes; Catostomidae
Product: potassium/sodium hyperpolarization-activated cyclic nucleotide-gated channel 2-like
Exons: 7
Coding region: 747-2702 (651 amino acids)
Biological process (GO): transmembrane transport; potassium ion transport
Cellular component (GO): membrane
Molecular function (GO): voltage-gated potassium channel activity
Source: RefSeq, a predicted model, not a curated record
ACCGCCUGCUAUCAAGAAGCCGAUUAUACUAAAACCUCUGCGGGUUUCAUUGCGGUCUUUGUGUCAUAACGGACGCGUAAUUUGGCCAUGCUCUUAUAACACGACAAACCGCGCGCUCAUUCUGGGGAGAUUUUGUCAACGUAUAAGAUGUUGGAUACAUGAAAAUUGGAUACGGGGAAAUAAUAUUGACAAUAAAUGUACUUGUUCCCAGAGGAACUUUCCUAGGGCGGAUGAAGUGCGCAGUGAGGAAAGUCCGGAUUCACCUGUGCUUUUGGUUAUAGGAGUUUUAGGAUCGCAAGAGUCUGGCAUUGUGGUUUUGUUAACUGGUAAACUUACAUUUAUUUGACAUGUUAUGUCUUUUUAAGCAAUAUAUUCUUUCGUCUCAAGAUUACAUAAUAUUUUGGAGAAAAAGCUUUAAAACCAAACUUCAAGUGAGUCAAAUGUGUAUUAUAAAUAUUUCAUGGAAAAUUAACACACAAAUUGAGUCCAAAGAAGUAUGAACAGAACACAUAUUUGCUAGUUUAUUUUGAUUAUUAUUUUUAUUUUAUUUUUUCCAGUUUAUCCUAUUUGAAAAGCUCAAUUUGAGGUUUUGUUUUGUGGUGUAUACACUUUGCUUUCCAUUUGGAAAACAUCAGGACCUUCACUGUCAGAUUAGGAAAUUAUGAUGCUGCAAUUUAUUUUGUGAGAUUUUGGUCAAUACAUUCCAUUUGUCACUCUGAAAACGCAUUGACAUCAGACUUUGAAUUAUGGAUGGAGAUGGACACCUUGGUGAUGCCAGACCCACUGCUUCAAAUGGCGAUUCUAAACUCAGCACUAAGAGUGGCUUCUCCCUUCCUAGCUGGUGUUCCUCUUCAAGGACCUUUAUGCGAGGGGAGCGAGUGGGAGAGGAGGUAAGCAGAAGACUGCGGUCCAUUGUGAAUCACCACCAGGAACGAACAGACUCGGGGGGCAAUCCCAGCUCAAAAUCCUUUGAGGUUACAGAAGGGUCGGAUGGCACGUCUGCAACCACCACUGUGAGCAAAUCGCCUGGACAUAGUCCACCUCGCAUGGACAAAGCCAUGCACGAGUCAACGGGGCCUACGAGUGUCCCCCUGCCAUAUGAAUCAGAGGAAGGGGACUUCACUGACCAAUCCACAUAUAUCCAGAGACAAUUCAGCGCCAUGCUGCAGCCAGGUGUGAACAAGUUCUCCUUGCGAAUGUUUGGUAGUGCAAAGGGUGUAGCAGCCGAGCAGGAGCGGGUAAAGUCAUUUGGGGCGUGGAUUAUACAUCCAUACAGUGACUUCAGGUUCUAUUGGGACUUCGUUAUGCUUUGCUUGAUGAUGGGCAACCUUGUCAUUCUACCAUGGGGAAUCACCUUCUUUGAAGAUCAGAACACACUGCCGUGGAUCUCCUUCAAUGUGGCCUCCGACACACUCUUCCUGGCCGACCUCAUCAUCAACUUCCGUACCGGCAUUACGGAGGGCGACAACUCCCAGAUCAUCCUGGACCCGAAAGUGAUCCGUCGGCAUUACCUGCGAGGCUGGUUUCUGGUAGACUUCAUCUCCUCCAUCCCAGUGGACUACAUCUUCCUGAUUGUGGAUAUAGAGGCCCGGCUAGAGUCAGCGGAGGUGUACCGCACCGCUAGGGCAUUGCGCAUCGUCCGCUUCACCAAGAUCCUCAGUCUGCUCAGAUUAUUGCGUUUGUCCAGACUUAUACGGUACAUUCAUCAGUGGGAAGAGAUAUUCCAUAUGACCUAUGAUCUAGCAAGUGCAGUGGUUCGCAUAGUGAAUCUGAUUGGAAUGAUGCUGCUGCUGUGUCACUGGGAUGGCUGCAUGCAGUUCAUGGUACCCAUGCUGCAAGACUUCCCAGCAAACUCCUGGGUCUCCAAAAACAACAUAGUGAAUGCCACCUGGGAUGUCCAGUACUCUUAUGCCCUAUUUAUGUCCAUGAGUCAUAUGCUGUGUAUUGGGUACGGAGCUCAGGCACCAGAGGGAACAACUGAUGUCUGGCUGACUAUGAUUAGCAUGAUCAUUGGCGCCACCUGCUACGCCAUGUUUUUAGGCAAUGCCACCAACCUGGUCCAGUCAUUGGAUGCCUCCCAUCGUCAGUACCAAGAGAAGUAUAAGCAAGUGGAACAGUACAUGUCCUUUCACAAGCUGCCUGCUGACAUGAGACAGAGGAUCCAUGAUUACUAUGAGCAUCGCUUCCAGGGCAAGAUGUUUGAUGAGGAAAACAUCCUUGGAGAACUCAGUGACCCACUCAAAGAGGAGAUAGUGAACUACAACUGCCGUGGGCUGGUGGCUAACAUGCCACUCUUUGGGAAUGCUGAUCCUCACUUCGUCACAGUGCUCCUCACAAAAUUACGGUUCGAGGUCUUUCAGCCGGGUGAUAUUAUCAUCCGCGAAGGGACGCUGGGUCGCAAAAUGUACUUCAUCCAACAUGGCUGUGUCAGUGUGAUCACUCACGACAAUAAGGAAAAGAAACUUAAUGAUGGCAGCUACUUUGGGGAAAUAUGUCUACUUACCCGUGGACGUCGUACAGCCAGCGUCAGGGCAGAUACCUACAGCAGACUUUAUUCACUCAGUGUGGACAACUUUAAUGAGGUUUUGGAAGAGAACCCAUUAAUGAGAAGAGCAUUUGAGAGCGUAGUUGCGGACCGCCUGGACAGGGAGGGAAAAUGCAUUGUGUCUUCACACAAAACCAUGGAUGAUGAUGGGGACUGACAAAUUCUUUGCGUGAUCUGUUCUGCUCACCUUGGUGAACCUUGACUUACCAGAGACCAACUGAUAGAAGAUAAAAAUGAAUGUAGAAAAAGUGGAGGAAAGUGUUACAGUGUCCCCACAUAAGCACGAUCUUGCUAAAUUAACUGACUUUAAUGACAAUGUACAUUUGCAGUAUGAUUUGAUUUAUCUAAUCAAAUAUGUUUUCUGUUCUUCCUGUAACAAUGCAAUGUAUAAGAAUAUAAAAAUAAGCAAUACCGGUCCUAUACUUCUAAUAAUAUUUAGCUGUCUAUUGAGAGAACAGAUCUAUAAUUCACUUUAUAGUGAAUCAUCAAAAUCAUCAGUUUUUAUGGUUUGUUAGUUACCAGGGACUUUGUUCAACAUGGUGGACAAAGCAAAAUGCGUUCAGCAAUAUAUAUUACAAUACAAUUAAAUGAGCGUAAUACAACAUAAUAAACAUAGACAUAAAACUUGGUUCACAAAGAAAAUGUUUACAAAUAAACCUACUGUUUUAACUGUUACUGUUAAUCAUAGUAGCAAAAGAUGUCUGCUAACUCCAAGUCUUUACUGAGCUAGGACAGCCUGUCCAAUGUCCUCUUCACUUUGAAUAGGUAUUAAACAAUGUGAGUCAUAUAAUCACUGAUUAAACUAAUUGCAUUCUGCCCUGACACAGGAUAAUCAGUCAUGAAGAAACUAAACCUUUAGGAAGAAGAUGUUUUCAAUUGUUAAAAAGCAUUUCAUAGGGUAGCUCAGUGGUAAAAUAUGCUGGCUACCUACCCUGGAGUUCGCUAGCUCGCUAGUUCGAAUCCCAGGGUGUGCUGAGUGACUCCAGCCAGGUCUCCUAAGCAACCAAAUUGGCCCAGUUGCUAGGGAGGGUAGAGUCAUAUGGGGUAAACUCCUCGUGGUCGCUAUAAUGUGGUUCAUUUUCGGUGGGGCGCAUGGUGAGUUGAGAGUGGAUGCCAUGGUGGAUGGUGUGCAGCCUCCACACGCACUAUAUCUCCAUUGGCAACAUGCUCAACAAGCCACGUGAUAAGAUGCGCAGGUUGACGGUCUCAGACGCGGAGGCAACUGGGAUUCGUCCUCCGCCACCCAGACUGAGGUGAAUCACUACGUGACCACGAGGACUUAAAAGCACAUUGGGAAUUGGGCAUUCCAAAUAAAAAAUAAAAAAAAGCAUUUCAUAAAUUAAGUUUUUAAUUAUAUUUUGUUAGUAACAUUUCUAUGAGUGAUUGGAAAUGUAAACCCCACACAAUCUGAUAUUACCGAGAUGCAUAUUGAGUAUUGUUGAUAAAAUAUUGAAAGUAUAAGAACAUCUAAGAACAGUGUGAUUUGAAAGUUUAUUUCCUUCAUGUGUUUAUACUUAUGUACUGUAAUGUAAGGUUUCUAAAUAUAAAUGCUAAUAUGAACUGUUCUAGUCAAAUAUUACUAUAUUAUUAAAGUGCUGUUGGAGUUGUUUUCAGCAGCACUUUAAGCUAAAACCUUACAUGUUUGGAAACUAGGCUACACAUGGUAUCUGUAAGUGUCUGUCCUGACAGUAAGAUGCUGUGAUGAUUGCUACCACUAGGUUGCAAUAAAAAGUCUUACUUGAAUGCAUACAGAUACGGUGCUUACUAGAAUACAACCUUAACUACUACAUUGUCGCAUAGCGUUUAGUAGAGUAUUCAGUUAACAUGCAUGAUGCUUUAUGGUUCAUGUCAUCCAGUAACACAAGAAAGCACUGCUUUAUUAUUUUAGGAGAAUUACAG